This is a messenger RNA of Ceraceosorus bombacis, 356 nucleotides long. The record is from the annotation of a GenBank genome assembly. NCBI's taxonomy places the organism in Eukaryota, Fungi, Basidiomycota, Exobasidiomycetes, Ceraceosorales, Ceraceosoraceae.
AUGCCAGCUCGUCCGCCUCGUCCCCCAAUGUCGAGACCUGCUCCUAGGCCCAGUGCAGGCCCUUCCGGCCUCCCAUCUGCCUUUAGACCCUCUGGCAACUUUCCUUCGGGCGUGCGUCCCCCUUCUCGUCCACCAGCGUCACCGUCGUCAGGCGCCAGACCUCAAAGUAGCGCUUACAGCUCAGCAGGCAACCUCUCUGUGCCCACUGCAUCCGUCGCUCCCGUCAGUCCUCCCUUUUACCCAAGACCUCCGGGUGCACCUGCUCGACCGACACCGACGACGAAUCAGAGCACGACUGUCAGACCGCCAAUAACUUCACGUCCUCCAGCACCUACGAGCGGCGCCGUUGCUGCUAG